CAUGCAUCUAUUGUCACAUAUUUUCAUCACCAACCGAUAUUCCUGGAAAAUACAACAAAACUUGUUCCUUUCUUCCAAAACCAAACUAAACUCCUUCUUUUGCAUGCAUUUCUAUUCCUAAAUUCUUUUUCUUAUUAUUGCAUUAAUUGCAUACAAUAUAAUUCUCUCAACCUAUCUUUCUCUGCCAAAUUAUUGUCUCAUCGAUCUUCCAGUUUGAUCAGGUAACGAAUUAAAGGUGAUUCAUUAAUUAGUUACUGUCAAUGGGUUAUUGAGAGUGCACCUAGGAGUAUUUGAAGUAUGUUGUGUUGCGGAGGCGCGGAAGAAGAUACCAGCGGGCCACCUGCAAACCAAUACACUGCACCAUCAAGAGGGGGUAACUCAUAUGGCGGUGGCGGAGAUAGAGGAGAACCAAGGAGCAAUAUUGCCAAGACUGGUGGUCCACAAAAAGUAUUACCAAUUGAGAUACCCUCUAUAUCAUUGGAUGAGUUAAAUAGGUUAACGGGUAACUUUGGUACAAAGGCUUUCAUUGGUGAAGGUUCCUAUGGAAGGGUUUACUAUGCAAAAUUAAGUGAUGAUACUGAAGCUGCAAUUAAAAAACUUGAUACCAGUUCUGGUUCUGAACCUGAAAACGACGAUUUCGCCGCCCAGUUAUCAGUUGUUUCAAGACUCAAGCAUGACAAUUUUGUGGAGUUGAUUGGAUAUUGUCUAGAAGCAGACAACAAAAUUUUGGUUUAUCAAUAUGCAAGUUUGGGUUCUUUGCAUGAUGUAUUACAUGGAAGAAAAGGUGUACAAGGUGCUGAACCUGGUCCAGUUUUAAGCUGGAAUCAGAGAGCAAAAAUUGCAUUUGGUGCAGCAAAAGGGCUAGAGUUUCUUCAUGAAAAGGUUCAACCUUCUAUUGUUCAUCGCGAUGUUCGAUCCAGCAAUGUCUUGCUGUUUAAUGACUAUGAGGCCAAGAUUGCUGAUUUCAGCUUGACAAAUCAGUCUUCUGACACCGCAGCUCGUCUACAUUCGACAAGAGUCUUGGGAACAUUUGGCUAUCAUGCUCCAGAGUAUGCCAUGACCGGACAGAUAACACAAAAAAGUGAUGUUUAUAGUUUUGGAGUUGUGCUUUUAGAACUCUUGACCGGAAGAAAGCCGGUAGACCACACAAUGCCUAAAGGGCAACAAAGUCUUGUGACAUGGGCAACUCCAAGGUUGAGUGAGGACAAAGUGAAACAAUGUGUGGAUCCUAAGCUAAACAAUGAAUACCCUCCAAAGGCAAUUGCUAAGUUGGCAGCUGUUGCAGCACUGUGUGUUCAGUAUGAAGCUGAUUUCCGGCCAAACAUGACAAUUGUUGUUAAAGCUCUCCAGCCACUUCUCAAUGCAAAACCGGCUGGUCCUGAAUCUAAUGCUUGAUUGACAUUGUCAUGUCAUUAAAUUAUCAAGUGUCAUAACAAUUCUGUGCAUAAAGUUCACCUAUGUAUGUAGUACUAUGUACCUAUAAUGCAUGAUUGAAGAUCAUUGGAAAAAAGACCUUGCCCAUAGUUGAAAAUAUUCUUAACGUCCUUUUAAUUUGCUUAGCUUGUUCUAUAGACUAUUGUACAUUAAUCACUGACAGCUAUAUUACACAUAAUUAUUUUUUUUAUUUUUUUUUCGUUGUAUUGCUUGUCCUUUAUUCAAUGCUUGCAAUUUUCAUUUUUUAAAUAA
Trifolium pratense (red clover) is the source of this 1686-nucleotide messenger RNA. RefSeq names its product probable protein kinase At2g41970. Lineage: Eukaryota; Viridiplantae; Streptophyta; Magnoliopsida; Fabales; Fabaceae. Gene Ontology annotation, molecular function: ATP binding; protein tyrosine kinase activity. The transcript is spliced from 8 exons. Bases 298 to 1395 code for a protein of 365 amino acids. Gene Ontology annotation, biological process: protein phosphorylation. The record is from RefSeq and is a predicted model, not a curated record.